Molecule: messenger RNA, 849 nt
Organism: Cylicostephanus goldi
Lineage: Eukaryota; Metazoa; Nematoda; Chromadorea; Rhabditida; Strongylidae
Source: the annotation of a GenBank genome assembly
AUGGACGAGAAGCAAAAGCUACUGUAUGCUGAGAAUCUAAAGCGAUUCGUAUUUUUUGGUGUUGCUGUCUCCACUGUUGCCACAUUCACUGCAAUCGUUGCUGUACCUUUGCUAUGCCUUUACCUACAAAAUGUACACUCUAGCGUUCAAGAAGAGAUACUUUACUGCCGCACAAAAUCUAGUGGAUUACGAGGAGAAUAUGUUCGGACUGAAAGUCAGCACCAAAGCAGAGCAAAACGUCAAGAGCCUAGUCAGUGUUGUUCAUGCGGAGUUGGACCCGUAGGACCUGCAGGACCCCCAGGGCCAGAUGGUGAACCUGGUAUAGACGGACAUCCGGGAAGACCUGGAGCUCCAGGAGCAGAUGCUUCUGAUCAUCUCGCAAUACCCAAACCCAGCGAUUUUUGCUUUGAAUGUCAGCCCUCACCAGCUGGUCCACCUGGCUUGACUGGACCAAUGGGUCCCAUAGGACCACCAGGACCACCAGGAGAGCAAGGUCCAAUGGGAAGUCAAGGACCUCGCGGUAACAAUGGCCCUCCAGGACCACCCGGAAAAGAUGGCGAGCCUGGUGAAGUUGGACCGCCCGGAAUAGCUGGUACUGUGCGAACUUUACCCUCCCCAGCCGGCCCACCUGGAGAGCAAGGUGAAAUGGGACCUGCUGGUCCUCCUGGUCCAGACGGCCCUCCUGGACGUGAUGGACAUCCCGGUGCUGCUGGACCACAAGGCGAUAAUGGAGUGGAUGGCCCCAAUGGAAAAGACGGUGAGAAUGGCCCUCCUGGUCCGCCUGGAAAAGAUGGUAGCAAAGGAUCAUGUGAUCAUUGUCCAGUACCUCGUACUCCUCCCGGUUACUAA